Molecule: messenger RNA, 2733 nt
Organism: Cadophora gregata
Lineage: Eukaryota; Fungi; Ascomycota; Leotiomycetes; Helotiales; Ploettnerulaceae
Exons: 2
Coding region: 206-1348 (380 amino acids)
Source: RefSeq, a predicted model, not a curated record
CCAGUGGGUCUGGUUCUGGUUUCUCUUCCGUUUUCACAAGUCAAAUUUUUGGCGAGGCGAGGCCCGCAUGCUUGCUGCCCAGGUCCACUUCUUCCCCGGAUUAUCACGCUCACUUCGGAAUCACCUCACUCUUCACCAUUCUUCGUCGACCCACGUCUCCCAUUGCUCUUAAGUCGCACCUCUCACAUACUCGGUUUGAUAAAUCAUGGAUGUGGCAUACAAUCAGCAUUCGCCUCACUCGCGGCACCACAGUCGCUCCCAUACCAGUCUUGGUCAACUGACUCUCGCUCCGUUGACUUCGCGACUCCCCCUCUCCGACCCAGACGCCCUCCCAGAUUCGACUCAUCUCUCCUACAUCGAAGGCCGCUCGGCUCCCACCUCUCCCUCGAUACUAUCUAGGUCAUCCUCCCGCGUAUCACUGCGCAAGCCUACAAACCUAGCUCUUCCAAAAUCGAAAUCAAGCACCCAUCUUGUUGCCGGUCGAAAACAGCCUCGGUCUGGCGCUACUACACCUGGCGGAACUCGAUUGAAGAACGAACUCAACCUGAGCUCGAUUUCUGCGAAGGAUAGGAAUGAUUCAGACUGGCUGCUACGAGCUGGAGCCGCUAUAUCCUCAUCAACGAGAGAGUCGAAGGGUCAAUCGUGGCUGGUAUCUAGGGCGAGCUCUACAAGUUUGACUGGACAGCGAGAUGAAGAUGAGGAAGAGCUAGAACGAGAGUUGGUAAAAGAGAGAGACCGGUCGAGCAGACGUGCUAGUAGGAGAGGCAGUGUUGUGGCAUUCGAUGCCGAUGAUGAGUUCUCUCCAAUUACAACACGACGAAGUCUUAGUUUUGGGCCGGCAACUGGUACAGGAAGUCGACCUGCAAGCAGAUUCGGUAGCAGAGGGAAUAGCAGGCGGGGUAGUAAAGCCCAGCUCUUCACGCCCAUAAGCGGUGAACGAGAUGGGUACUUCGACCAAGGAGAUUUUGCUCGCCAAGACUUCAUAAGUGAGCCAGACUUUGUGGAUGCUGAGGAAGAAGAGGUGUAUGAGAUCGAGGAAGAGGCCAGGAAAGAUGAAGCCGAGGUUCGAAAACUCGCAAGAUCAAGCAGUAUGGGUGUCGCCGGCUGGGUUGAGAGGAUGCUUGGAUGGAGUCUGUUUGCGGUAGAAGAAGAUGGUGAGGAUGAAGAAACAACAGAUGAAAAAGCCGAAGACUCUGAGAUAUCUUCGAGAGCUUCUAGGCGAACCUUAGAUGGAAUUGCCGAUCCUAUUGCCGGAGAAGUACCACCACCCCCUAUGAGGGAGGGUGAAGUUGGAGGCUGGCAAGAUGCUGCGUGGCUAUUGAGUGUUGCGACGAAAGUGCUGCUUUGACAGACCAAACAUCCAUGACUAGACUAGAGGGUUUUCCAAUCUUAUAGUGGCCUAAUAUCCAUACCGCUGGGGUGGCUUCCUGUCCCUAGACCUUCCCAUAGGCUCAUGAUCAUCGGAAUUUCCUCCGUGCAAGCUCUUGAGCUCACGUUGCCCCACUCUCCUUCUUUUGAGGGUGCUCUGCCUCAUUUCUUCCACUACCAUAUCCGGCUGCUCUGUUUCUGGCUGCACAACCUCAGUGGUCUGUUCAUGUCGUUUGGGAGGUUCAGUCUGGUCGAGCUGCGGUCCUUGCCAUUCUUCUUGUUCCCGCUCUUGACUCUCAAUCUCCUCGUCAAAAUAACAAUGGCGUACAUCAAUCCGUGUAAUGUGCCCUCUUCGGGAUCCACCUCUCCGAGACGAAUUCUGUCUCUGAUUCCUUUUCCUCGUUCUGAUGGUCAUUGUUGGUGUUCUAGCUGUUGGUUCGUCAAUCAAUGGCAGUGCCAUAUCCUCUUCAAGCGGCCACAGAUCACUAUAUAUCAUUAGUCUCCUCCAUCACACUCACUUUUCAACAACUCACUCGAAUGCAGCAAGCCAAGAAUCAAGCUGGUGUUGAUACGGACCCGCAGGAUCAGAAAGAAAAUAUAUCGGUCCCGGGAUUCUCUCCCUUCUCUUCGCACCGUGGACAGGAUGUUUGAACCACAGCCUCACAGUAUUCAACCCCAGUCUCGAGGCAUCCCUCCUCCGCCAACCAAGCACCAGACCAGCACCCAGACAAGGAAAUGCGAUACUCGCCGCCCCAACCUUAAACGCCUCUUCCAAACACCUCCGAUAACAAUCCACCAACUGCUGUCUUAAAAGCGGGAUCGUCGACCUAGUUCUGCCGCGGUAAUUGGGUACAUUGGUAUGGAUGAUGUGAUCACAGUUCAACAGAUCAAAACUAGGUGACACAGUAGCUUCGCCGACAGGCAGUCCAUUUGGAAACCUAUUGCACAACCAAUGCAACAUCCUUGGGCCACCCCCUUUAGUGAUCAGAAGUUUAUUUGCAGGAAUAGUGGCAGUAUUGCAAGUCAUGGAAAGGUUUGUAGCAUUAACCAGCGCGGCUGCUGGGAAGUUGACCAAGAAGGCUUUGCGAAUCUGAUAUCUGCCAUCGGGGCUACUGCAGAUGAAAGUCGCCUGCAAUUUCCAUAUGAGGUUCGUAAGAUGGUGAUUCAGGAGACGAUAACUGCAUGACGUCUCUUGGAGGCGCUGCCCUCGAACUUUUGGGAGUCACGGUAUGGUAAAUAUUAGUUUCUGCCGUGUGAUUUUCCGUGUCGAAAAGCAUCGAGCCCUUUGAUAAUGUUUGCGGGAGACAAAGAAUAGUAGAAGAAUAAUUUGCAUUUGGUAUUGCAACGACAGAGAUAAUCGUGAGU